Molecule: messenger RNA, 2410 nt
Organism: Jaculus jaculus (lesser Egyptian jerboa)
Lineage: Eukaryota; Metazoa; Chordata; Mammalia; Rodentia; Dipodidae
Gene: Abce1
Product: ATP binding cassette subfamily E member 1
Exons: 18
Coding region: 167-1966 (599 amino acids)
Biological process (GO): ribosomal subunit export from nucleus; translational initiation; translational termination
Molecular function (GO): ATP hydrolysis activity; ATP binding; ribosomal small subunit binding
Source: RefSeq, a predicted model, not a curated record
AGCAGCUGGCCGCCGCCAUUUUGGCCGGUGGCGGCAGGAGCACGUUGCGCGGGCGAGAGGGACGAGGCGAGAGCCGCUUCGCCUUCUGCAUUUCCUGUCCCCCCGACCCGGCGAGGGGAUCGUUCCCUCCAGCAGAAGAGCUGGAUAUUCUUGCUUUUUUAUAAUUAUGGCGGAUAAAUUAACAAGAAUUGCUAUUGUCAACCAUGACAAAUGUAAGCCUAAGAAGUGUCGACAGGAGUGCAAAAAGAGUUGCCCUGUGGUUCGAAUGGGAAAAUUAUGCAUAGAAGUUACACCCCAGAGCAAAAUAGCAUGGAUUUCUGAAACUCUUUGUAUUGGUUGUGGUAUUUGUAUUAAGAAAUGCCCCUUUGGCGCCUUAUCAAUUGUCAAUUUACCAAGCAACUUGGAAAAAGAAACCACACAUCGAUACUGUGCCAACGCCUUCAAACUGCACAGGUUGCCUAUUCCUCGUCCAGGUGAAGUUUUAGGAUUAGUUGGAACAAACGGUAUUGGAAAGUCAACGGCACUAAAAAUUUUAGCAGGAAAACAAAAGCCAAAUCUUGGAAAGUAUGAUGAUCCUCCGGACUGGCAAGAAAUUUUGACUUAUUUCCGUGGAUCUGAAUUACAAAAUUACUUCACCAAGAUUCUAGAAGAUGACCUAAAAGCCAUUAUCAAACCUCAAUAUGUAGACCAAAUUCCUAAGGCUGCCAAGGGGACAGUGGGGUCUAUUUUGGACCGAAAAGAUGAAACAAAGACACAGGCAAUUGUAUGUCAACAGCUUGAUUUAACCCACCUUAAAGAACGGAAUGUGGAAGAUCUGUCAGGAGGAGAGCUGCAGAGAUUUGCAUGCGCUGUCGUUUGCAUCCAGAAAGCUGAUAUUUUUAUGUUUGAUGAACCUUCCAGUUACCUAGAUGUCAAGCAGCGUUUAAAGGCUGCUAUUACAAUUCGAUCACUAAUAAAUCCAGAUAGAUACAUCAUUGUGGUGGAGCAUGAUCUAAGUGUGUUAGACUAUCUCUCCGACUUCAUCUGCUGUUUAUAUGGUGUUCCAAGUGCUUACGGUGUCGUCACCAUGCCUUUUAGUGUACGGGAAGGCAUAAACAUUUUUUUGGAUGGCUAUGUUCCAACAGAAAACUUGAGGUUCAGAGAUGCAUCGCUUGUUUUUAAAGUAGCUGAGACAGCAAACGAAGAAGAAGUUAAAAAGAUGUGUAUGUAUAAGUACCCUGGGAUGAAGAAGAAGAUGGGAGAGUUUGAGCUGGCAAUUGUAGCUGGAGAGUUUACAGAUUCUGAAAUCAUGGUCAUGCUGGGAGAAAAUGGUACGGGUAAAACAACGUUUAUCAGAAUGCUUGCUGGAAGACUUAAACCUGAUGAAGGAGGAGAAGUACCAGUUCUAAAUGUCAGUUACAAGCCACAGAAAAUCAGUCCCAAAUCAACCGGAAGUGUUCGCCAGUUACUACAUGAGAAGAUCAGAGAUGCUUACACUCAUCCACAGUUUGUGACUGAUGUAAUGAAGCCUCUGCAGAUUGAAAACAUCAUUGAUCAAGAGGUGCAGACAUUAUCUGGUGGUGAACUGCAGCGAGUAGCUCUUGCACUUUGUUUAGGCAAACCUGCUGAUGUCUAUUUAAUUGACGAACCAUCUGCUUAUUUGGAUUCUGAGCAAAGAUUGAUGGCUGCUCGAGUUGUCAAACGUUUCAUUCUCCAUGCAAAGAAGACAGCUUUUGUUGUGGAGCACGACUUCAUUAUGGCCACCUACCUAGCAGAUCGGGUCAUUGUUUUUGAUGGGGUUCCAUCUCAGAACACAGUUGCAAACAGUCCUCAAACCCUUUUGGCUGGCAUGAACAAAUUUUUGUCUCAACUGGAAAUUACAUUCAGAAGAGAUCCAAACAACUACAGACCACGAAUAAAUAAGCUCAAUUCAAUUAAGGAUGUAGAGCAAAAGAAGAGUGGAAACUACUUCUUCUUGGAUGAUUAGACUGAAUCUUGAGAGCAUCAAGCCAUUUAUUUACCAGAAUUUAUGUUGUAUGAAAUUUUAAUCAGGUUUUAUGGCCCUACCUACUCUGGAGCUUGAAGUAUGAUUUCCAUAAUGUAACAUCAAAAGCCAGCUGUAUUGUAAAUUGUCUAAAAACCUUUCUUAAAGAUAAAGUUCUUUGUGCAUAAUACUCUAAAAUGAUGACAUUUCAAACUACACAAAUUACCUCCAAGUUUUCAUGAUCUGUGGGAAGUUUUUCAGUUCAUGUAUUAUAUUCAUGUACCAAAUGCUGACUAGUGUUGCCCCAUUUUAAAGAUCUUGGAUAAGAUUUCUGUACUUACCUAUUUUGCCAAGUAUGCCACUAUAAUGCAACUGCCCUGUUUGAAAAGCCAGUCAAAGACUACACUGAUGAGAUUUGAUAAAUAAACAUCGGGAUUAUGUUUGCUA